This is a messenger RNA of Westerdykella ornata, 2186 nucleotides long. Its product is annotated as major facilitator superfamily transporter. Gene Ontology annotation, molecular function: transmembrane transporter activity. The transcript is spliced from 2 exons. Gene Ontology annotation, biological process: transmembrane transport. The record is from RefSeq and is a predicted model, not a curated record. Lineage: Eukaryota; Fungi; Ascomycota; Dothideomycetes; Pleosporales; Sporormiaceae. The coding region runs from base 62 to 1792 and encodes 576 amino acids.
UGUUCCUCAUUCACUCUCUCCCAUCAACACACCGCGUAACACGACUCUCUCCGGCAUCAACAUGGAGUCUGCCUCUGCGCCUGGCGCGUCUCCGUCAACAAAGGACGAGGCUAUUGCUCCGCACUCCGAACCAACCUCCAGCACCUCCGAUGAAAAGAUCGAGUCGUCUGUUCCAAAGGGCGAGACAGGCGAAUACUUGAGCGGCUACAAAGUUGUGGUGAUAUUGGUAUCGCUCUGCAUGUGCAACUUUCUCGUAGCAUUGGAUACCACCAUUCUUGCAACAGCCAUUCCCGUCAUUUCAGAACGAUUCCAAGCCCUCGAGGACGUCGGGUGGUAUGUCUCUGCGUACUUCCUCACCAACUGCGCUUUCCAACUGUUAUACGGAAGACUCUACACACUGUAUUCAGUUAAGCCCAUCUACCUCGGAGCUGUCGGGAUAUUCGAGAUCGGGUCUUUGAUAUGUGCGGUCGCGCCCAACAGCACUGCGUUUAUCGUCGGUCGCGCUAUAGCCGGUCUCGGGUCUGCAGGAGCGUUCUCGGGAGCUCUCAUUGCAAUCGUUCACGCCUUUCAGCCGGAGAAACGCGCUGCAUAUUCGGGUAUGAUCGUGGGCAUGUAUGGCAUCGCGUCCAUUGCAGGACCGCUCAUUGGGGGUGCUUUUACCUCUCACGUUAGCUGGCGGUGGUGCUUCUACAUCAAUCUUCCCAUUGGCGGAGUUGUCAUGGUCGCGGUGUUCUUCUUCCUACGAACUCCGAAACAAGUCAAGGCCUUCGACGACGACGCCUCGACAGGUCUCUGGGCCAAGAUCGCAAAGUUCGACCCAUUCGGCUCCAUCGCUUUCCUCGCUUCCAUCAUUUGUCUCCUCCUGGCGCUUCAGCUAGGGGGAACAAUCUACGCCUUCUCGAACGGCCGCAUCGUCGCUCUCUUCGUCCUGUUCGGGGUCCUCCUCCUUGCAUUCGUCGCGCUCCAAUUCUGGGGAGGGAAAAAUGCCACCAUUCCGCUCAGCGUCUUGAAGCAACGCUCCAUCCUGUUCGGCAUGUUCUACAUGUUCUGCGUGGGCGCUCACUUCUUUAUCCUCGUCUAUUUCCUUCCCAUUUGGUUCCAAGGUGUUCGUGGACGAUCGGCUCUACAGUCAGGCAUCGACACACUGCCCAUUCUUCUCUCACAAACCCUCUUCGUUGUUUUGGGCGGCAUCAUCGUCUCUGUCACAGGCUACUACAUGCCCUUGGCGUGGAUAUCGGUAGCAGUGGCGUCGGUUGGAGCGGGCCUGCUGACCACCCUCGACGUCGACUCCGGCACAGGCAAGUGGAUCGGCUACCAGAUCAUCUACGGUAUCGGCGGCGGCCUUGGAUAUCAACAAGGUGUUAAUGCUGCGCAAACGGUCCUCGGCCCGACCGAGAUUGCCAUCGGCACGGCGCUGAUGGUUUUUGUGCAGAACCUUGGAGGCACCAUCUUCUUCUCAGCAGCCAAUAACGUAUUCGUCACUCGACUCAUCAAAAACCUCGCUCGUGUUGCCCCCGAGCUUGAUCCAGGAAUCAUAACGAGCGCGGGAGCGACCGGCAUCAAGGAGGCCGUAAAACCGGAAGAAUACCCAGCUGUUCUCGUGGCCUAUAAUGGUGCCGUUAGGGAAACCUUCAAGAUGGCGCUGAUCUUCGCUUGCUUGGGUGCUAUCGGUGCGGCAGGGAUGGAAUGGAGGAGGGGUCAGACUAAAAAGAAGCAGGAUGCAGACGCUGAAAUUCAGGCCGGCCCGGUUUAUGAAGUCGAGACAAAGCAGGAUCAGAGCGUCGCCAAUUGAUGUCUUUGUACACAAACUCAGGUUGCUGGAAACGCCAUCCAUAGGGCAUUAUUGGGAGGGUGGUUUCUGGGGUUUCUUAUUUUCAUGGGUCCCUCAGAUGUAUUUUAAUGCGAUGGAUACCUUGGAGGCAUGCAGCCUCUCGAUUUCUUUCACGGUUAAUAGAAGACCGUAGGCAGCUUCUUUGCAAACAAAAUAAAGCCGCUGCAAAAUAAUUCUGCCCUCUUGACUACGUCAGGUACCAUGUUACCGGUCAGGGAGUCAGCUAUUGUUUAUGGCCUGCCGUUCAAUGCAAACUUGGGAAAUAUUAGGAUAAACGUAUCAUAUUUCCUAUACAGCUUAUAUUCUUUGUAGGUCUACGGUCUACUGUAGUCUAAAUAAAAAGAAUUCUAGUUGA